AUGCCACCAGGGGGAGGAGAAGCAAGCCAGCAUGGCCGCACGGGGAAGGAGCAGAGCGAUCCGCCGGAGAUCCGCCGCCGCGACGACUCCCGUCCCGCGCCGCCGUUCCCCGUCGUAGCUUCUCAGAAGAGGAGGCAGACGCAGCCGGCGUCGGAGGUGGUGAGCGUCCCCGAGGGCCCCCUCGUCGAGAUCCUGGCGCGGCUGCCCUACCCGUCGCUCUGCCGAUUCAAGUGCGUCUCCAAGCAGUGGCGCGUCCUCUGCUCCGACCCCAGCAUCGUCAAGAGGGCGACGCAGACCCUCUCCGGAUUCUUCCAAUACGGCCCGGCCGGCAGCCUCCGCUUCAGCAAUCUGUCCGGCGGACGUCCGCUGGUCGACGCUUCGCUCCCUUUCCUGCGCCCGAGAUACCAAAGGAUCAAUAUCGAGCAAUGCUCCACCAGCCUUCUCCUCUGCAAAUGCUGGAAACUGGAAUCGGAAAAGGACAAAUUCGAUUUCAUCGUGUGCAAUCCGAUGACCCAACAGUGGACCGUGCUGCCUCCUAUUGAAUGGCUGGACCAAGACAACGGAGAACCCGAAAGUUUCGAGCUGAGUUAUCCCUUCCUGGUUUUCGACCCGUCCGUUCCGUCUCGUUUCGUCGUGUUUGCGCCCCUCUGGGAGUCGAUCGACGUUGUGCCGAUAUACUCAUGGGAAACCGGACAAUGGACUCCCAGCAGGGGGUGGGGACACAGACGGCAUGGUGCCGUUAGCGCCGAAUGUGUCUUCCUGAAUGGCAUGAUCCAUUUCUUACAUUUGCUUUUCCAUGGAACUUUCAUAACUAUACUAGACCUUGAGGGGGAGGUUUGCCGGAAAAUUACUUGCCCGGAUGGAAUGCAAGGGGCAACAACGCCUGGUUAUGGUUCGGUGGGGUGCUCUCAGGGACUCCUUCAUGCUUGGUAUAUGGAUCCUCAUGAUUACCAGCUCUCCGUGUGGGUGCUCAAGGAUUAUUAUGCUACUGAAGAAGAGUGGACCCUAAAGCAUACCGUCGACGUUCCAAAACUCUUUGAAGAAACGGAAUCCGACCAAGAAGAGGAUUAUCGUCGCCAAGAGGAUGGGUCCUGUAAGUAUCAGAUGUUUGCAAUUCAUCCAGAAUACAACGUGAUUUUCAUUACUGACUGGAAGCUGGUGAGUCUGUCGUACGACAUGGACAGCGGGCGAGUGCAUCCCAUGUGCACUUCUGCAGAUUUCUUUGGUGCUCUACCUUUUAUUCCUUGCUUUGCGGAUUUGGCUCACGGAUGA
Messenger RNA from Triticum turgidum subsp. durum (durum wheat), 1272 nucleotides. Lineage: Eukaryota; Viridiplantae; Streptophyta; Magnoliopsida; Poales; Poaceae. The record is from the annotation of a GenBank genome assembly.